Molecule: messenger RNA, 3600 nt
Organism: Haliotis rubra (blacklip abalone)
Lineage: Eukaryota; Metazoa; Mollusca; Gastropoda; Lepetellida; Haliotidae
Exons: 18
Coding region: 460-2865 (801 amino acids)
Source: RefSeq, a predicted model, not a curated record
UAUAUAGAUAAAGUAUAUCUAUCGUACGGGAUACGAGCACACAAGGUGAGAGAGACACAUUGACAGGAUUGAGACAAGCUGACGUUGAGUACAGAUCACAACAGGCCUGAAACAGAACAAGAUUGGUCGCUAUUUACAUUAACAGGCCUGUUAAAUUGAAUUACAAAGGAUCGCCGAUAACCAACGCUGGCGAAUGGUGAAAGUUUCAUGCAAAAUCAAGUGCCAGUAUUGAUUUGCAAUUUAAAUAUUUACCUACCAUGACAAACCGAACGAAACUUGAGUGAUUACUGGUAACUCCAGCCAUAACGACUUCCUCAUCAGCGUACUGAACGUUGCCGACUGAUUUACAACGUCGACUUACACAAACUGUCAGAGAAAUACUGUGAGCGAUAUCUUUAACGGGAGCAAUCGGAACAGGUUGACUUGUGUAUUGCACAGUAGCAAACAUUGGUCAAAUGUAUGAGAGUACGGUUUUAUUAUCUUAAGAGACGGACACAUACGCAUUUAGCCUCCCAAAAGAUAACACAUUUUCUACCAAAUGAUGAAACUUCUGAAUCACACUGCAAACAUAGCGGGAAGUUUAGGACCGUAAUUGAUUUCUCAGUAAACACCCAACCCUGGGAACUGUCCACCUGUGCCCCGUCUUUGAAUCAGAUGGCCAAUUCCACCCCAAACUUUGUGCGCCGCGCCAGGAUGCCAUCGGUCGAUUCUGUGCUAGGCACGUGCGGAGCAGACGACAGUAGCAGACGAGAUCAACGUGCCGUCAGACGACACGCUUAUUCAGACCCAGAGGUACAUUUACCGGCUGGGAAGCAAAAACACGAAGAGGGGACUAGCUUCCGGUCUAUCGUUAGUCAUUUGCUGCGCAGGCGCAGCACAAAUGUUUCAGUCCUUUCAAAUGAAGAGACGGAGAACCCUGCAACACUCAGAACGGUGAUGGAGAAAAUAUUUAUUCAUGGAGAAAAAACGUCAAACAAAAUGAUUGAGUCUCGACGUCGCCUUUCGUUUGCUGACGUUAUCUACACACAGUCGACAUAUCAGCGCGUGCUGGAGAGAAGACGUGCAAGACUGACACUGAUGAAGAAAGCAAAUAACAAGAGAUUACUGCGCCGGAAGUUCCAGAGAGUCGCCAAGAUAACCAUUUUCUGUAUACGAGAGUGCCACGCCCAUUGUCUCAGGAACAACGACGACGAUGAGUUAUCUCCCUUUGUGAAGCCACUGAACUUCCGGGAAUACCCUGCAAUGGCGGGCGUGGAACUAAUGUUUGACCCGUCAAGGUUCAAGGCCAAUAAGCAGACGAGAAUAUCAGACGACAUCAGACGGAUCCUGAGCAAACCCCCCUCCGACAGGACGGAUCAGGAGCUGUACACGGCUCAGAUAGCAUUGCGGAAUAUCACGUGUUUUCAAGAAUACCCAGCCCGGAUGCAGCGCCUCCUAGCGGCAGUUGGCAUUUAUGAAAGGUUUGAGGCGAGACGAGUGCUAGUUCGACAAGGUCAUCCUGCAUCGUCCUUCUAUUUCAUCCUGUCAGGAACAGUGGUUGUCAUGGUGAUGGAUUGUGACCGGAAGUACGCCCGACCAGUGGCCUAUCUGUACAAGGGACAGACAUUUGGGGAACUAGCGAUUAUCAACAGAACGUCUCGACAGUCGACCGUACUCGCCAAGGAGAGCUCCGAGUUCCUCACGAUCUCCGUGGAGGACUACCAUAGAAUCUUCAUGGCUGGAGGUGUGAAGUGCCUCACAGACCCGGACCACGAGGACUUCAUCAGACAUCUGAGAUUCCUGGACGGCUGGCCGUUAUGGAGGCUCCAGGAACAUCCAGCCAAGUGCCUCUUCCUCUACUUUAAACGCGGAGACGUGUUGGUCAAGGACAGCCACUACUCCGACUGGCUCAUCGUUGUCAAAUCUGGGUCUAUAUCAGUGUUGAAGAAACUCAGACGGGUAGAGGCAUACGAGUGGAGAAGAAAACACGGGUCGCUGUACCUCGCUGAGAAGCAGCAGCAGGAACAUGAAGUCCGACUACAGCAGUGGCGGAAGUCCAUCCUGCACGAACUGCACGUGCCGUUACGUCAGUCAGUAGAAGACGAAACAGAUAACCAUGACAACUGGACGCGACGGAAACUUUGUUCUAACACCACAGUUGAGGCACUUGAUGUAAACACUUGCAAGUUCUUUGACUCGAAAGUGUGGCAGUUUGGGAAGCCAAGAGAUGGAAAAGGGCUGGGGUUUUCCAUUAUAAAUUUACCGGACAUCAAAUCGAAGAAGCCACUCGGAAGGGUUGAUACAAACUUAGAUGAGAGUGAAAAACAGCAGCGUCAGCGCAUGCGCAUGAGAAACGUUUGUAGACCACGAAGUAGCACUGAUGAAGAUAGUGAGAUGACAUCAAGUGGCAAGAGGGAACCUGACGGCGUCACAAACCCUCGUCGUCAGAGCGUCGUUGAAAGAGAACGCGAGAUGAUGGGAUUCGCCCAGCACGUUCGGACAAUCAGUGAGGACCUGGAUGCGGGGAUCAAACGGAAGGACCCUGAUGACGUCACACCUGCUGACCUCAAUCCCGAGUUCGUGAAAGUUGAGACUGUGACGAAAGGCCAAGUGUUUGGCCUGGCCGACCUGCUUCUGGGACGACAGACAAGUUUCUGCGUGGUCAGCAACGGCGCUGACUGCCUGCUCAUCAACAAGCAACUGUACAUGGAUCACGUGACGGAUGACCUCGAGCGGAGGACGAGACAACAGCUGUGUCCCUAUCCUAGCGAGGAGGCCCUGCAGCGGAGUCUUCAGACCAGCGUUGACUGGAAUGCAUACAGGGAGGUAACUCUCGCCAACACACUCAAACUCGUUAAACAGAGAAAAACGGGAAGCGUGGCCUGAGACCACAAGGUCGAAUACAAUAUCCGAUCUGUUAAAAGAACAAAAUGAAAAAGCAUCAUUAUAAAGUUUAAGUCAACCAGUAUUCCCCCGUUUAUUAGUUAAUUUGCUCUCAUAGUCUGGUAUAUGCCCUUUCAGUAUGUAUAACCUUGCAGAGGAGACCCUUUUACUGGAUAAUCCUUGCUCCAACAAAACAACGCAAUCCAGAUUAACGGGUUUCAAGCUAAAAGAGCCAUAAGUUGUCAAAGAGUAAUUGAUUCAAUUGCUCGUGAUACCUUUACACAUAUAUAAGCAGUGACAUUUGUUUUGCAUUUAUGUUUCCACGAAACGGCAAACCUGUGCGUUCUUCCAUUAACAGACUUAUACUUCGAGAAUGGUUAAUAACGAGUGAGUGAUUGAGUUUAGUUUUACGCCACUUUUAGCAAUAUUCCAGCAAUAUCACGGCGGGUGACACAAGAAAUGGGCUUCACACAUUGUACCCAUGUGGGGAAUCGAAAGCGGGUCGAGCGAAAGCGUUAACCACUGGGAAACCCUACCACCCCGGAUAAUAUCAAAAUGAGCGGUACUUCUGACAGAUGAUUGUGCCGAACGAUGCCACUGAUUUCCUAUUGUAGGUAGCACGUGUUAAGUAAGUACUAUGAAGGUAGCCUGUGAAUUUGUUGGACGAUGUAUUUAUAAGAAAUUACUUCAAUAUAAUUUACUCUUUUAGAAUUAAAACACGUAUAUUCCUCCGUAUAC